GGGCUCGUUCGACUUCGGUGAGACCGUGUGGUUCAAGGCCGGCUCCCAGAUCUUCUCCGAGGGUGGCCUUGACUACCUCGGCAACCCCUCCCUGGUGCACGCCCAGUCCAUCCUCGCCAUCUGGGCCACCCAGGUCCUUCUCAUGGGUGCCGUCGAGAGCUACCGCGUGGGUGGCCUCGCUGGCUUCCAGGAGGUUGAGGACCCCAUCUACCCCGGCGGUGCCUUCGACCCCCUUGGUCUGGCUGAUGACCCCGAUGCCUUCGCUGAGCUGAAGGUGAAGGAGCUCAAGAACGGCCGUCUCGCCAUGGUGUCCAUGUUCGGCUUCUUCUUCCAGGCUAUUGUCACCGGCAAGUCGCCCCUGGAGAACCUGAACGACCACUUGGCCGAGCCCUCCAUCAACAACGCCUGGGCCUAUGCCACCAGCUUCGUCCCCGGUGCCUAAAUGCGUGAAUUGUGUGCAUAAUUAUAUGUAGUGCAAUUUUCGCUCCGAAUCUGUGAAACAGCGAACCGAAUAAACGAAUCCUGUGCGUGCAGUGAACGAGACCAGGCCACGCUUGUUUCACACUCCGCUCAAAUGUUUUCACAAAUGCGAGGGAAAACAUCCCUUCCAAAUAAAAAGAUGUUAACCCUGCUCUAGAAAACAUCCCUUCCAAAUAAGGAAAAGUAGUUGCCAAUUUAGU
Molecule: messenger RNA, 680 nt
Organism: Closterium sp. NIES-67
Lineage: Eukaryota; Viridiplantae; Streptophyta; Zygnematophyceae; Desmidiales; Closteriaceae
Source: the annotation of a GenBank genome assembly